CGAGUGAGCAACAGUCUCUUAUUCAACUCCAAGCAACAAUAUGGGAAAACUAACUCUUUACGGCAUCGAUCUCAGUCCGCCAGUUCGCUCUGUGCUGCUCACCCUGAACGCCUUGGGGUUGCCGUUCGAGUACAAGGUGGUCAAUCUGCUUGGGGGCGACCAUCUUAAGCCGGAAUUCCUCAAGAUGAACCCCCUGCACACAGUGCCCACACUGGACGACGAUGGUUUCUACUUGUACGACAGUCACGCCAUUAAUGCCUACCUCGUGGCCAAAUACGGCAAGGAGGACUCUCUCUACCCCAAGGACCUGCAGCAGCGGGCGAUCGUGGAUCAGCGUUUGCACUACGACUCCAGCGUUAUUGGCAGCACCGUCAGGGCAAUCACGUAUCCCUUGAUCAGGGAAAACCAAACUGAAAUCCCGCAGGCCAAAAUCGAUGCCCUUUCGGGGGUCUACGAGUCUCUGAACACGUUCCUAAAGAGCACCGAUUACUUGGCUGGAAAUAACCUGACUAUUGCUGACUUCAGCGCCAUCGCGAUCCUGUCAGGUACUUCGAUUUUCCUCGAAGUGGAUGCCACAAAAUUCCCCAAUCUGGCAGGCUGGGUUCAGCGUAUCAAAAAGUUACCCUACUACGAGGAGGUCAACGGAUCGAAAGUGUCUCAGUUCACAAACUUCAUCAAGAGCAAGAACUUCAAAAUUGUCUGAGAUCCUCUUAAAAAUAAUACAUAGACCAU
This is a messenger RNA of Drosophila subobscura, 732 nucleotides long. RefSeq names its product glutathione S-transferase 1 (gene GstE3). The coding region runs from base 41 to 703 and encodes 220 amino acids. The transcript has a single exon. The record is from RefSeq and is a predicted model, not a curated record. NCBI's taxonomy places the organism in Eukaryota, Metazoa, Arthropoda, Insecta, Diptera, Drosophilidae. Gene Ontology annotation, molecular function: glutathione transferase activity. Gene Ontology annotation, biological process: glutathione metabolic process.